Messenger RNA from Egretta garzetta (little egret), 2742 nucleotides. Its product is annotated as basic proline-rich protein-like. The record is from RefSeq and is a predicted model, not a curated record. Lineage: Eukaryota; Metazoa; Chordata; Aves; Pelecaniformes; Ardeidae. The transcript is spliced from 2 exons. The coding region runs from base 1 to 2742 and encodes 913 amino acids.
AUGGCUCCUGGACGUGUGCUCUCCUGGGGACCUGAUCCCAAUCCCGAUCCCAGUCCUGAUCCCGAUCCCAGUCCUGAUCCCAAUCCCAAACCUGAUCCUGAUCCCGAUCCAAGACCUGAUCCUGAUCCCCCCAAUCCCGAUCCCAGACCUGAUCCCAAUCCCCCUGAUCCCAGACCUGAUCCUGAUCCCAGACCUGAUCCUGAUCCCAAUCCCUAUCCCAGACCUGAACCCGAUCCCAAUCCUGAUCCCAAUCCCUAUCCCAGACCUGAACCCGAUCCCAAUCCUGAUCCCAAUCCCUAUCCCAAACCUGAUCCUGAUCCCAAUCCUCAUCCCAACUCCCCUGAUCCCAAUCCCAAACCUGAUCCUGAUCCCGAUCCAAGACCUGAUCCUGAUCCCCCCAAUCCCGAUCCCAGACCUGAUCCCAAUCCCCCUGAUCCCAGACCUGAUCCUGAUCCCAGACCUGAUCCUGAUCCCAAUCCCUAUCCCAGACCUGAACCCGAUCCCAAUCCUGAUCCCAAUCCCUAUCCCAGACCUGAACCCGAUCCCAAUCCUGAUCCCAAUCCCUAUCCCAAACCUGAUCCUGAUCCCAAUCCUCAUCCCAACUCCCCUGAUCCCAAUCCCAAACCUGAUCCUGAUCCCGAUCCAAGACCUGAUCCUGAUCCCCCCAAUCCCGAUCCCAGACCUGAUCCCAAUCCCCCUGAUCCCAGACCUGAUCCUGAUCCCAGACCUGAUCCCAAUCCUGAUCCCAGUGCCCCUGAUCCCAGACCUGAUCCUGAUCCCGAUCCCAAUCCCCCCGAUCCUAAAUCUGAUCCCAAUCCCAGUCCUGAUCCCAAUCCCGAACCUGAUCCUGAUCCCAACUCCCCCAAUCCCAAACCUGAUCCCGAUCCCAAUCCCAGACAUGAUCCCAAUCCCUAUUCCAAACCUGAUCCCAAUCCUCAUCCCAAAUCCCCUGAUCCCAAUCCCAAACCUGAUCCCGAUCCCAACUCCCCCAAUCCCAGACCUGAUCCCGAUCCCAGACCUGAUCCCAAUCCCAAACCUGAUCUUGACCCCAACUCCCCCAAUCCCAAACCUGAUCCUGAUCCCAGACCUGAUCCCAAUCCUGAUCCCAGUGCCCCCGAUCCCAGACCUGUUCCUGAUCCCAGACCUGAUCCCGAUCCUAAAUCUGAUCCCGAUCCCAGUCCUGAUCCCAAUCCCAAACCUGAUCCUGACCCCAACUCCCCCAAUCCCAAACCUGAUCCCGAUCCCAGUCCUGAUCCCAAUCCCAAACCUGAUCCUGACCCCAACUCCCCCAAUCCCAGACCUGAUCCCAAUCCCGAUCCCAGACCUGAUCCCAAUCCCAAACCUGAUCUUGACCCCAACUCCCCCAAUCCCAAACCUGAUCCCGAUCCCAGACCUGAUCCCAAUCCUGAUCCCAGUGCCCCCGAUCCCAGUCCUGAUCCCAAUCCCAGUCCUGAUCCCAAUCCCAAAUCUGAUUCCGAUCCCAAUUCCCCCGAUCCCAGACCUGAUCCCAAUCCCGAUCCCAGUCCUGAUCCCGAUCCCAGUUCCCCCAAUCCCAAGCCUGAUCCUGAUCCCGAUCCCAGACCUGAUCCCAAUCCCGAUCCCAGUCCUGAUCCCGAUCCCAGUCCUGAUCCCGAUCCCAAACCUGAUCCUGAUCCCAACUCCCCUGAUCCCAAACCUGAUCCCGAUCCCAGACCUGAUCCCAAUCCUGAUCCCAGUGCCCCCGAUCCCAGACCUGAUCCCGAUCCUAAAUCUGAUCCCGAUCCCAGUCCUGAUCCCGAUCCCAAACCUGAUCCUGAUCCCAACUCCCCUGAUCCCAAACCUGAUCCCGAUCCCAGACCUGAUCCCAAUCCCGAUCCCAGUCCUGAUCCCGAUCCCAAACCUGAUCCUGAUCCCAACUCCCCUGAUCCCAAACCUGAUCCCGAUCCCAGACCUGAUCCCAAUCCUGAUCCCAGUGCCCCCGAUCCCAGACCUGAUCCCGAUCCUAAAUCUGAUCCCGAUCCCAGUCCUGAUCCCGAUCCCAAACCUGAUCCUGAUCCCAACUCCCCUGAUCCCAAACCUGAUCCCGAUCCCAGACCUGAUCCCAAUCCCGAUCCCAGUCCUGAUCCCGAUCCCAGUCCUGAUCCCGAUCCCAGUCCUGAUCCCGAUCCCAGUCCUGAUCCCGAUCCCAGUCCUGAUCCCGAUCCCAAACCUGAUCCUGAUCCCAACUCCCCUGAUCCCAAACCUGAUCCCGAUCCCAGACCUGAUCCCAAUCCUGAUCCCAGUGCCCCCGAUCCCAGACCUGAUCCCGAUCCUAAAUCUGAUCCCGAUCCCAGUCCUGAUCCCGAUCCCAAACCUGAUCCUGAUCCCAACUCCCCUGAUCCCAAACCUGAUCCCGAUCCCAGACCUGAUCCCAAUCCCGAUCCCAGUCCUGAUCCCGAUCCCAAACCUGAUCCUGAUCCCAACUCCCCUGAUCCCAAACCUGAUCCCGAUCCCAGACCUGAUCCCAAUCCUGAUCCCAGUGCCCCCGAUCCCAGACCUGAUCCCGAUCCUAAAUCUGAUCCCGAUCCCAGUCCUGAUCCCGAUCCCAAACCUGAUCCUGAUCCCAACUCCCCUGAUCCCAAACCUGAUCCCGAUCCCAGACCUGAUCCCAAUCCCGAUCCCAGUCCUGAUCCCGAUCCCAUUGGCCAUGGACCCCCCUAUUGGCCAUCGAUCCUAUUGGCCAUUGAUCCCUGCUGGCCAUGGACCUGCCCUAUUGGUUAUUGA